CCCUUCAACAAUUUAAAAAGUUAGGCGAUUAUUUAGGUUUACCAUUAAUCCCCUCUCCAUCAGGAGGUCGGCAAAUCCAACAUCGAAGAAUUAGAGGAAAGGAGGCCAUUAAUGGCUCUAAUCUUUACUAUUGCUCUAAAUCGACCAACUAUAACAAGGAAAGAUGUGGAGAACCACGGGGUAAAGGUCAAGGUGUAGUCCAUCCACUAAGUAAAGAUCGCUUACCAGAAUUAACCGAGGAAUUUUUGAAAAGAUGGAAGAAAUGGAAGAGAGAGCAAGACAAGAAGCCUCCUCGUAAAAGAAGAGGAUUUAGAUUUAUAACCCCUGAAACAAAAAAAGGGGCUUAUGCUAAAAUCUAUGCUCGAUUUGGUUUUCAUUUUACGAACCAACUACCCGAAAAAAAGCAAGACCGAUCUAUUGUUAGAGAUAGUCGCAAUGAUUUAACUGAUACUCGCUUAUCAAUUUUAGGAAUUAGACAAUUAUCCGAACAGAAGAAAAAACAAUUAUUAGUUCAGUUCUUAAAAAGUGAUGGCUCCUCUUUUAACUUUAAACUUUUGCAACUUUCUUUGGAUUUCCAUCUGCAAAGAUGGAAAUUUUUUGAAGAAGAUAAACUAAAACCAACUCAACCCCUCAAACUUCCAACCAUUCCCCAAAGAAAAGAAGAGUUGGAAAACGGAACUUACCAGCAAAUAAUUUUAACCGAUGAAAACGAGCAGGAUUAUUCAGUAUUAUUCAAUCCCGAGAGUAAGGGAAUAAAAGAAUAUUUUUUAGAUGAAAAUAUUGGCAAUCGCCCUAACAUUUAUCUCUUAAAGUCUGGUAAUAUCGGAAUUUGCCUUAAUUUUUAUGAAGUGGUUAUUGAAAUGGGAAAUAUUUACUAUUUAGGAUGUGAUUGUAAUGCUGAUUUACAAUUAUUUAGGGAAAGUUUAGUUGUGUUUGCUGAAAAUAAGGGGAUUAAAGUUAAGUUUUGUAAUGUGGGCUAUGUGGCUGCUUGUUGGGGUUCAGUAAAUAAGGAAUUAACCCAGUUAGGUUAUCGAAACCAAGAAGAGCAAAAACUAGGUCGAAAAUUAGAGGAGGAUGAGUGA
This is a messenger RNA of Racocetra persica, 1082 nucleotides long. The record is from the annotation of a GenBank genome assembly. Lineage: Eukaryota; Fungi; Glomeromycota; Glomeromycetes; Diversisporales; Gigasporaceae.